This is a messenger RNA of Solanum lycopersicum (tomato), 2308 nucleotides long. RefSeq lists its product as uncharacterized. Lineage: Eukaryota; Viridiplantae; Streptophyta; Magnoliopsida; Solanales; Solanaceae. The record is from RefSeq and is a predicted model, not a curated record.
AGCUAAUAAUGGAAAGAACUAAAUUGAAAAUAGUCAAUUUUAGAGUAGUGCAAGUUAUUCUUAAAUUGUGAGUUUUUGGUCAACUUUAAACGGCCAUAACUUUCAGCAAAUUAUGAGUUAGGUAGCCCAUGAGAUAUAAAAUUAAAGGGCAUUGAGCCAUCUUUCCAGUGUUGCUGAGUUAGCUAAAAUCCAAGUUCGGAUGAGGGAGAUAUGUCCGUUUGAGUUCAACUUGUCCAAUUAAGAAAACUCAUCCGAAUUAACGAGGUGCAUUUUAUUUUUUUUUCCUUAACCCACUAGGCCUGCACGUUUUGUUUGCUCAAUUAGGGGUCCAAGCUGAUUAAAAUACAUUUUCACUCAAUCUAAAGCGUUCAAGAAAACUAGGGCAAUGUUCAAAAGGAGAAAAGAUGAGAUUUCAACGAGUUCUUCAAGAAUUUGGGGAAAUUGCCAAGAAGGUGGAUCUUCCGAGUAUUUAGGGUCAUCAACAGCUCUCCAAUGAUGCCACUUACAAUUGUAGUUAGUUUUGUGGGUUUUUGAAGAUGAAUACUUCGAUUUUGAUGAGACAUUCCGGAAUUUGGGUGAACGAAUUGCAGUAUGAAAAUUACAAAAUUGAUGGAAUCGUUGUUGGAGAUUCAAUUUCGUUUUCUAAUCUCAAAGCAGCAAUUGCGGCCGAGUUGGACAUUGAUGUAUCAAGGAAAGAAAUUGAAAUUCGAUACAUUGUAGAAGGUCAGAUAUACAAGGAUAAAGCAACACUUGUAGAUGUGAUGACGAAAUAUAAGAUAAAGAACAACUUCAACUGCAAAGUGAAGAGGUCUGAUCAACAAAGCUAUGUGUUGGUAUGCUUUUCAGACAAAUGUGGUUGGACUAUGAAGGCGUCGUGCAGGAAAAAAUCUGAUAUAUUCAUUGUUAGAAAUUUCAAUAGUGAACAUACGUGUCCGAUGAGGGAGAGGGUAUUAACCAAAGUCCAAGCAACAGUGGAAUUUGUAAGUGGAGUGACAGCUCCAAAAUUGGUCAAUUAUAAACGAAUUUAUACACCAAGGGAUAUAAUUGAUGAUAUUAGAGAAUAUUAUGGUGUUGAAAUAUCUUAUCAGCAAGCAUGGCGUGCUAAAGAACGUGCACUCUCCAUGAUUAGAGGAAAACCAUCUGCUGGAUAUAGACGGAUGCCGCGAUACAUACACAUGUUAAAAACUGUGUAUCCAGAUUCUUAUAUAAGAAUGCAUAAGACUGAAGAGGAUGAAUUUAUGUAUCUGUUCAUCGCCUUAAGACCAUUCAUUAGGGGAUUUAAAUACUGCAGACCAGUAGUUGUUGUGGAUGGUGCACAUCUGAGUGGAGCUUACAAAAGGACAUUUGUAUCAGCAAGCACACUUGAUGGCGCAGGUUGCAUAUUUCCAUUGGCAUAUGGUGUUGUUGACACCGAAAAUGAUUGUUCGUGGAAAUGGUUUUUUGAACAGUUCAAACAUGCAUUUGGCAAUAGAAAAGAUAUGUGUGUUGUUUCAGAUAGAAAUGAGAGUAUCAUGAAGAGUGUAAGGAUUGUGUUCCCCGAUGUACCUCAUUAUGCAUGCAUCUGGCAUCUUUGGAAGAAUGUAUGUGGAAACUUCAAAAGGAGCAGAAAGGCCAUAAGUGAUCUAUUCUACUCUAUGGUCAAGGCAUAUAGAAAGGAAGAUUUUGAUAAGUUGAUGGCUAAGGUUGAUAGAAUUGAUCACAGGGUUAAGGAGUACCUUGAAUAUGCAGGUUACGAAAAGUGGUCAAGAGUUCAUGCAACAGUAAACAGAGGUAGAAUGAUGACUUCAAACAUUGCAGAAUGUAUCAAUGGUUGUCUUGUUGAAGCACGCCAAUUAACUAAAUUAGAAUUCUUGGAAGAGGUUAGAAUUCUUUUUGGAUCUUGGCAUUGCAAAAACAGAGAAGUAGCCUCAUACACAAAGGACACAUUAGGUAGAAAAUUUUUGAGGAAUUGUUGAUUAUAAACGCAGCUAAAAGUUCAAAAAUGGAGGUUGUUCCAUCAUCUAAGUUUAUUUUCUCGGUUUAUGAAAAUGGAAGAAGAUAUAUUGUUUGUUUUGAGCGGAAAGUAUGUUGUUGUGGUAGAUUUCAACUAGAUGAGAUACCUUGUUCACAUGCAAUAGCUGUAUUGAAAAAAAAGAAUGUCACCGAUAUGAAUCCGUAUUGCUCUGAUUAUUACAAGUCUGAUGCGUUGGCAAAAACAUAUGAAAUUCCAAUGGUGCCAAUGCCAGACAAGAAAGAUUGGUCAGAUCCUAAACACGUGGUAGCUGAAACUGUGUAUCCACCUAGAUACAGAAGAUCAUCUGGACGACCA